Messenger RNA from Diprion similis, 2087 nucleotides. RefSeq names its product serine/arginine-rich splicing factor 2-like (gene SC35). The record is from RefSeq and is a predicted model, not a curated record. NCBI's taxonomy places the organism in Eukaryota, Metazoa, Arthropoda, Insecta, Hymenoptera, Diprionidae. Gene Ontology annotation, molecular function: RNA binding. Bases 131 to 661 code for a protein of 176 amino acids. The transcript is spliced from 5 exons.
UUUCAGUGUUUCCGUCGUUCGCCAUCUUGGCAUCGUUUGGUGCGGAAGACGGAGCGGUGGAUUAUUUUGCUUAAUUUGGUGUGAAUACGCUAUCCUAUUGUCAGUGAAAGUAUACAAAAGUAGUAAGAAAAUGAGCUACGGCAGGCCGCCGCCCCGUAUCGACGGCAUGGUGUCGUUGAAAGUCGAUAAUCUCACCUAUAGAACAACGCCGGAGGAUCUGAGGCGCGUGUUCGAGCGAUGCGGCGAAGUUGGAGAUAUUUACAUACCUCGUGACCGAUUCACCCGUGAGAGUCGAGGCUUUGCCUUCGUCAGAUUCUACGACAAGCGUGACGCCGAAGAUGCACUUGACGCCAUGGAUGGACGUCUCCUCGACGGCAGGGAGUUGAGAGUUCAGAUGGCUCGCUAUGGACGGCCAACUUCACCGCACCGAAGCCGCGGAAGCCGACGUCGUGGAAGAUCACGUAGCAGAAGCAGGGACCGUAGACGUUCACGUUCCAGGUCUCGGUCUAGGUCACGCAGUCGCGAUCGAGAUCGCAAACGAUCUUACAGUCGCAGCCGAAGCCGUUCCCGUUCGGACAGCAAGAGUUCUCGUGGCAAGUCACACUCGCGCAGCAAAUCGCAGGAAAGACAGAAGGAUAGCCGUUCGAAGUCAAGGGAUUGAAGAUAAUAUGGCUCGAAGUGUAUAGCAGGGAACUGAUGGAUGUGCUCAGUUGCAAAAGCAGUAAAGCAUUCUGACAAAACAAUAAAGGCGGUGGGAAGGAGUGGCGUGGCGAGUGUAGCUGAUGAUGGGGGUAGCUGAGUAAGCAGUAAGCCGAGUAGCGGGGCUGUAAGCAGUAUGCAGUGUGCAGUAGCGAGCGAGCGGUUGGUGGUCUGGUGAAAGCGAGUUCGCGACCAGUCAGGCGAAAGUGUGCGAGCGUAAGCAGUCUGGGGGGUCAGAGUCCUGAGAUAUUGCUGAGAGCACUCGAGCACAGAAAUUGCGGAAAGCAGCCAGAACUACGCUGUGCUGUCGCAGCCGAUCUUUACUCGCAGGUAGCACGAGAAUCACCAGACCUCGCAAGCAGCAACGCAUAUAGCAGCAAUGAACAGAGUCUACCUUUUUAUACGUAUUCAUUAAUAUUCCUGAUCACGAGAUCCAUAUGUGGUUGUGUUCAAGUGUUUACUGAGUGAGAGGAUGGCUGCAAAACAGAAUGAGUAAAAACGUAUGAAUUCGACCCACUUGCCAUUCUGUCUUCUUCCUCGGAUACUUGACUAGGAAAUUUUACAUAUUUAUGCGAUUUGGUAGAGUUGGUAAACACUGUGUUUUGAGCGAAUCUCCGAACCAAUAAUACAUCAGUUUCAAUUUUUUUUUUUCUUGUCCAGCCCCCUCAAAUUCUCAUUAACGAACCAUUGAUCUCAAAAUCAAGAAUUAUUGGUGAACGUGUACAAAGGUUUCUCGAUUCCCAGUAAAUUAUAAAGAAAACAGUUUACUGUUGAUCAUCAUUAAUUCAAUUGUAAUAAAUGAUAAUCAAGGGCAUAAUCUUUACAAGCAGUCUUAUGGGUUUGUUUAUUGAAGUCUAUUGUUUGUGCAAGGUUCUGAGUUGAUACAUGUUCAAUUAAUUAUGUUGCUCUAAUUUUCACAUUCCAUAAACGUUAUAUUUGUGUGAAAUCAACAGUAAACGUUCUGAAUGGGCUUGCUGAUCUAUGUUACUUUGUGAUGGAAUUAUUAUUCAUGGGUUAAUAUGAAAGACGCCUUCCGAGUAGUAGUUUACCAUUGAGAAAAUUGCCACUACUCCUUAAUAAAUGGCAUAGGCUGGGGGUAUCAUGUGUUUUUGUGUAUCUGAAUUUCAGGAUUUCGACAAUCAACAAUUUUCGUAGUUGCAAAGGUAAGAUCUUAUAUAAUUGGUGAUAAUAUAAAGAAAAUGGGGUAUUUUUCAGAUUGUUGAGUCGAUUUGUUUUGUAUAUCAUUUUUGAAAACCAACGUGUUUUUGGCGUAGUUCCAAAAUGAGACAAAAAUCUCAAAAAUCUUGUUUCAGUGAUCAACAUUUUUAAGCCUAAAUUCCCAGGUGGGCCAGCGUUCAAUUUUAUUCUUUUUGUAUCUUUUUGAAGAA